AAGAGCCCCGCCCCUGGUCUUAUGACUCCAGCUGAAGCAGCGAGUCCGGGCUUCUGCGGUGCCUCUGGUCGGUGGUCGCCCGUGCUUUCGCUUUCUCAGGGCUGUGAGGGUGUUCGUUGGAAUUGUCGGUCCAGUCGUCACUUGUCCUGAGGGAUCACGAUGCGCCUCCUCUCUCCGGUUACGGGCUCGAAGCUCGUCCUGCUCUUUCUGUUCCUGGGAGCAGUUCGGUCCGAUGCAUUGAAACUUAAUUUGACAGAUUCAAAGGGUACUUGCCUUUAUGCAGAAUGGGAGAUGAAUUUCACAAUAACAUAUGAAGCUCUAAAAGUCAAUGAAACUGUAACCAUUACAGUGCCUGACAAGGUGACAUACAAUGGAAGCAGUUGUGGCGAUGAUAAGAAUGGUGCCAAAAUAAUGAUACAAUAUGGAUCCACUCUCUCUUGGGCUGUGAAUUUCACCAAGGAAGCAUCUCAGUAUUUUAUUAACAACAUCACGCUUUCUUACAACACUAAUGAUACCAAAACAUUUCCUGGUGCUGUACCUAAAGGAAUCCUUACUGUUAUCAUUCCUGUGGGAUCCCAGCUUCCAUUGGGUGUCAUCUUUAAGUGCAGUAGUGUUUUAACUUUCAACCUGAGUCCUGUUGUUCAGCACUAUUGGGGCAUUCACCUGCAAGCUUUUGUCCAAAAUGGUACAGUGAGUAAACAUGAACAAGUGUGUAAGGAGGACAAAACUGCUACCACUGUAGCACCCAUCAUUCACACCACCGUGCCAUCGCCUACUACGACACUCACUCCAACUUCAAUACCCGUUCCAACUCCAACGGUUGGAAACUACACCAUUUCUAAUGGCAAUGCUACCUGUCUGCUGGCUACCAUGGGGCUGCAGCUGAACAUCACCGAGGAGAAGGUGCCUUUCAUUUUUAACAUCAACCCUGCCAUAACCAACUUCACCGGCAGCUGUCAGCCCCAAACAGCUCAACUUAGGCUGAACAACAGCCAAAUUAAGUAUCUCGACUUUAUCUUUGCUGUGAAAAAUGAAAAACGGUUCUAUCUGAAGGAAGUGAAUGUCAACAUGUAUUUGGCUAAUGGCUCAGCUUUCCAUGUUUCAAAUAACAACCUUAGCUUCUGGGAUGCUCCUCUGGGAAGUUCUUAUAUGUGCAACAAAGAGCAGGUGGUUUCCGUGUCUCGAACAUUUCAGAUAAAUACCUUUAACCUGAAGGUGCAACCUUUUAAUGUGACGAAAGGAGAGUAUUCUACAGCUGAAGAAUGUGCUGCUGACUCUGACCUCAACUUUCUUAUUCCUGUUGCAGUGGGUGUGGCCUUGGGCUUCCUUAUAAUUGCUGUGUUUAUAUCUUACAUGAUUGGAAGACGGAAAAGUCGUACUGGUUAUCAGUCUGUAUAAUCAAACCAGUCUAGUGCUUCCAUUGGCCAAAAGCCAAGAAUCGCUGUGCGAUAAAUAGGAUUCACAGACUGACUUCAGUGAGUUGCAAGCUGGCUUGGGCAUGAGUAGAACUUUAAAAAUGUAUUAGGACCAGUCUUUAUUUCCAUUAUUUUCUUAUCCGUUAAGAUGUAAUUGAAAGAAAACUUAUGACUUAGACUGUCUUUUUAAAGUAAAUAAUUUUAAGCAUUUGGAUCCAAUUUUGGAAGCAUUUCUACUGAAGUAUAAUUUUAUAUGUUGCCAUUAGUUGUAUUUUGCUACUUUGAUGUUAUUUGCAAAAUCAGAGCUGAUGGAGAAUGUCACUUGCUUCCUGAAAUAAGUUUUGAAACAUAAUGAGUUUAGCUCAUAAUGAGAAUGACUUUCUGCACUUUCUAAGGUGGAUUGUUUAAAUCUGUGUAAUUCUGUUACUUUAAAAAGGGGUCUGGGGGCUGGAGAGAUGGCUCAGUCGUUGAAGGCUAGGCUCACAACCAAAAAUAAAAAGAGGUCUGGGAUGUAACCCAGUGGUACUGCAUGCAUAUGUGAAGUUCUGGGUUCCAGCCUCACAACUUUGAAAGUAGCAUUUUAAACAAACUACACUCAACAGAAAAUUCUGCCUAUUUCUCCAUUACUGUUAGAGCUACUAUAUUUUAAGAAGCAAUUUUUGUUUGUUUUUUUGGCUUCUGCCGUUUGGGAUGUAUUGAUUAUAUUAAACCUGACAUUUUUACUGCAAGAUGAAGCAAUACCGUUUGUGUUUUUUAAGGUGUUGAUUUAGAGUAGGCUAUGUUUCUUUAAGGAUAUAAUUUAGAAUUGUUUCCCGGGUUUAACUUGUUCAGAAAGUGAAUUCAUCCGGCACUAACAAAAAGAAAAACCCCUCUGUAUACUUUUUGUGCCUCAGUGAGUUCAAAAAUUGAUAUUUCUAAUGCACUGACUUUUUCCUCUCACAGUGGCAAGUGCUAACUGUGGAAUCUAGUGGACCCUGACAGGUCAUCUGUCAGGUGGCUGCCUAACCAAAGCUUGCCUGGGGUGAUCUUACAAAUGUAUUGAUCUUCAUAGAGACUUGUAUCCCUGUAGGAGCCAUAUGUGGCUGUGGCUUCUGGAGUAAGGUAGUAGACACUACUUAUCCUUAUGUUUGUUGGCUCUUUAGCCACUGAGUUACUUCGGAUGUUAAAUACUGUGCAUGUUUAUGUCCCAGAUGUCAGCUUUGCACACCUCAUACUAGCACGAGGCAGACAUUGAAUUUUCUCCAGCUAUUUUCUCUCUACUAAGAACUGAGGAGUCCAAAGAUCUGCUUUCACUUCAGAGAUUUUAGUCAAGCCUAAAAUAUUGAUCUUAAGUCCAAGUCAGUGGUUCUCAACCUGUGGGUUUUGACUCAUUAACAAGCCAGUCUCCAAAAAUAUUCAUAUUACAGUCCGUAACAGUAGCUAAAUUGGUUAUGAAGUGGCAACAAAAAUAUUUCAUGGUUGGGGGGUCAGCACAACAUGAGGAACUGUAUUAAAGGGUUGCAGCAUUAGGAAGGUUGAGGACCACUGGGCAAAGUGAUGCUAGUUUGGGAGCAGAUCCCACAAUCAAAUCCCAAUCUACCUCUCAGCACACUGCAGCUGCUCACCACUGUGCUGCUGCCACCAGCUGCUGCCAGGGUAUUUUACCAUUAACCACAGUUACAAAAUCCUGUUAAAAAGAAAGCAGGUUUGCCAAGAUGCUUUCCUGCUAUCUUAUCUCUGUUCAUCUCCAAAGCAGAGACACCCAACUGUGUAGAAUGCUGGGUAACUCAAUCCCUCUCCUUUAGCAGAGUCAAAUGCUCCAUUUGCUCUAAAAGAUACAGAACGGCUUUUAACAAAAUGUCCUCCAAAGGCUUCUGCCUAUUUGUUAUUUAGCAAAAGUCAUUUAGCCAAAAUUCGGGUACUGUAAAGAACAGUGGCUUCCUUUCAAUAUAUAUUUUGGAUAUUAUCUAGAAGCCUAAUUAAUUAAAUGGACUUUUUGGCUUGCUAAGUAGAUGGCUUGAAUAUUCAGAGAGAUUCCAAAAAUAUGGGUAUAUUCAAAACCUUUCUACUUUUUGAGCAGGAAGCUAAUGUAAUUCUUCAUUAGGUAUUAUGGCUUUAUAUUAGGCAAUUAGCAGACAUGUCUUUUAUUCACUGAGCAUUAAAAUACAAAAUUGUAGGAGGUUAAAAAAGUUGCUUCAAUUCCGAUGAAGUUCAAAGUCUGUGAACUGAGUGGAGUGUUCAAUUAGCUUUGCUUUGUAAGUUCGUGUUAUCCCAAUGUAACAGUGGAUCUGACUAAGACUUUGAUCACACUUAUGGAUGGUGAAUCAUUUUCUACCUAAUCCUCUUUGGGAGAACUGAUGCUUGCUGUUCUUUCAAGUUUUGGAUUUGUCCAUUUAAGGAACUAAUGGAUCCAGGGAAAAUAAAGUAUACUGUGGUAUUCUUGUUUGAUCUCAUAUGUGUGAUUUUAGAUCGAUGCAUUAACGCUAAUAAAGGUGAUACAUUCCAUGCCA
Molecule: messenger RNA, 3904 nt
Organism: Rattus norvegicus (Norway rat)
Lineage: Eukaryota; Metazoa; Chordata; Mammalia; Rodentia; Muridae
Gene: Lamp2
Product: lysosome associated membrane protein 2
Biological process (GO): protein targeting to lysosome involved in chaperone-mediated autophagy
Cellular component (GO): plasma membrane; autophagosome membrane; membrane
Source: RefSeq, a predicted model, not a curated record